This is a messenger RNA of Folsomia candida, 1148 nucleotides long. RefSeq lists its product as uncharacterized. The transcript is spliced from 3 exons. The record is from RefSeq and is a predicted model, not a curated record. The coding region runs from base 221 to 1030 and encodes 269 amino acids. Lineage: Eukaryota; Metazoa; Arthropoda; Collembola; Entomobryomorpha; Isotomidae.
CAUGAGUCUCAUUGUACUUCAUUUCUUCAUGAAUCCAUCAAUUGUUUUAGUGCUAUUGACUGUUUGCAAUGUUUGCUAGUCUGAGCUUGCACAUUUUUUGUUAUCCUUUUUCGACUCAAUAUCAGGAUAAUAUCAGUUUCUGUUUAACCAGCGUUCAUUAAUCAGGGUUUGUUUGCACAUAUCAGUAAGACUAAUAAUAGCUCUUUUUUGCGGAAUAACUAUGAUUGACCUCGUGGAUCGCGUUCUCUAUUCGGUCAACAGGGAUUUGGAUUCUUGGGAUAUUGAGAACCUGAGGUACAUUCGGAAAAUCUCCAUCAGAGACUCCACCAGUGAAACGCUCUCCUACGUGAGCGACGAUGACCAUGUUCUCACCUCCCCCUCACCACCACCACCUCAGCCAAACUACGACCAUUACCACCCACGACCACACCCACCCCCGUCCACGGUUCGCAUUCUCGAGGAAGCCGAGCUGCCCUCAAGGAACGACAAUAAGAGCCGACCUCCAGAAUAUUCCUGCUACCUCAUGGAUGUCAUUCUCGUCGCGAAUGAGUCUGUCAUUUCCUCUCCUUCAGUCUCCUCCGCCGACUCGUUCUCAUCUGCUAUUCGAAAAGGUUUCUUUGACAUGGAUAAUAACGACGAUGAGGCUUCAAAACCCCCACCACAACGACCACACGAUAACGAGCUUCCGCAGGUAGGGAGACGCAAAGUGAAGAAAAGCGUGAGUUUCAUGGACGAAUCGAUCCCUCGGUAUGAAAUUGAAAUCAAUUCGAAGCAGACGAAAGAUAAAAGAAUCAGGACGACACGGAGCGUCAGUUUUACGGGGACGACUAAAUCUGCAAUUAUCGCUAACCAGGAUCUUCCAGCAUUACUUGAUUAUGAUCAUGGUAGAAGAGAAUUCUCAUCGAAAACGACCACUCGUGACCUCUUCGUUCCAGCCUGGAGUAGGACCCUGCAAUCAGGAUAUGCAAACAACUGGGCAAGUCUUGAGACUUAUGUGAGACGCCUUCAGCACCGCUCGAAUUCUCUGUAAUUAAUUAACUGUGGCUGGGAAUAAUGGGGAUAAAUACAUCAUCUUAUCAAUUUCAUUAAUGUUAAAGUUCAUUUGAUUUCUAGUCAACAAGGAAAAUAAAAAUAAUUCAACAUAUUUA